Messenger RNA from Schistocerca piceifrons (Central American locust), 1062 nucleotides. Its product is annotated as odorant receptor Or2-like. The record is from RefSeq and is a predicted model, not a curated record. The transcript has 6 exons. Gene Ontology annotation, cellular component: plasma membrane. Bases 362 to 1021 code for a protein of 219 amino acids. Gene Ontology annotation, biological process: sensory perception of smell; detection of chemical stimulus involved in sensory perception of smell. Gene Ontology annotation, molecular function: odorant binding; olfactory receptor activity. NCBI's taxonomy places the organism in Eukaryota, Metazoa, Arthropoda, Insecta, Orthoptera, Acrididae.
GGUGGCGUUUGUGCUGGGUGCCACCAGACGGAGAUCAUCCAGCGAUGGGUAGUGAUGGAGGCUCCAAACCGCCGUCUCUUGCGUAGCUCUCAUCGGAGUGCAGCGCGUAAACACUUUUGAGCGACGUGACUUUGGCGAGUUUCUGAGCACAGACGACAUACAGCUACUUCGCGUCAGGAGCCGAUCCAUGCGGCGAGUCGUCUUCGCCUACCUGUUGUCGGGCGUGGUCUCCUCCAUCGUGUACGUCGCCACACCUAUCAACGCUGACGGACUGCCGUUGCGCCUGGCGCUGCCAUACGACUCUUCGCGCCCUCUCACCUUCGCGGCCACGUGACUCUACUCUGCCUACAUCGUCUUCUGUAUGGUCAUAGUGACCAUGGCUGCUGACUCCUUCAACGUCAGCCUAAUGGUUCAGCUGCGGGACCAACUCGAUUUGCUCAACAGAAAUCUUCGCUGCCUAAACGACAGAACCUCUCGUAUGAAAUCUUCUUCGCUCCAGACUCUCUCUACGACAGAUGUAGAGCACACAGAAGAUCUAAUCCUCGACGUUCACUAUCGGCUCCGAAAGAGCAUCAUUCAUCAUCAAGCAAUCAUAAGGAAUGUUACGCUACUAGAGCAGUGCUUGGGCCGGAUGUUACUGGGACAAAGCCUCUCCCUUGGGACAUCUUUCUGCUUGCAGCUGUUCCAGGCCGCAAAGAGGGCUAAGGGUGUGCAUGAACUUGGUAAGGCUGGCAGCUACCUGAUGCCAGUAUUCUCAGCGCUGUUUAUGUACUGCUGGUUCGGGGACGAUCUUAUUUCGGAGAGUGAAAAAGUUGCGCUCUCGGCAUACGACGCAGUGCCGUCACUGGAGGAAUGCCCCACGUCCACCAAACGGUCCCUGCUGAUUCUAAUGCACAGAGCCCAGCAGCCACUACGUGUAACUGCUGGUGGCUUCUUCUCUCUCUCCAGGGAGUCAUUGGUGUCGGUUUUAAAUGUGUCUUAUUCAUUCUUCACAAUUCUUCGUAACUUCAAGGAUGAUUAGAAGUGUCUGACGUCUGCCUGCAACUUUCCUGCGACUAAGUU